GAUGUUUUCUUUUGUUCAUCUGAGCUUUCAAGAGUUUCUGGCUGCACUUUACAUUUGUCUUAACUUCAUGAAUUCUGGUGUCAACCUACUAACAAAAAGGCGAACAACAGUUCUGCAGGAUUCUAAACUUGAACAUCUGUACCAGAAUGCAGUGGACAAGGCUCUGGAGAGUCCAAAUGGACACCUGGACAUGUUUGUCCGCUUCCUGUUGGGUUUUUCACUAAAAGAUAAUCAAACUCACUUACGUGGUCUGAUGAAAAAGAGAGGAAAACGAUCACAUGUCAAAGAACUGCUUGUGCAGUACAUCCAAAAGAAGAUCAGUGAUUGUCCUUCACCAGAGAAAAGCAUCCGAAUGUUUUACUGGCUGAACGAACUUAAUGACCAUUCCCUAGAGUCAGAGAUCCAACAUUACCUGAAGGGAAGCGACUUUGCAGAAAAGCUCACUCCUUCUCAGUGGUCAGCACUUGCCUUCAUCUUGUUGUCUUCACAGAAAGACGUAACAAUGUUUAAUUUGAAGAAAUUCUCUGCUUCAAAGGAGGCACUUGUGUGGCUGCUGCCAGUAGUCAAAGCGUCAAACAAAUCUCUAUUGUGUGGUUGUAACCUCUCGUGGAGAAGCUGCAUAACUCUGAUGCAAGUUUUAACUUCUGAGAACUCCUUUCUCAGAGAGCUGGACCUGAGUGACAAUAACCUACAGGAUGCAGGAGUAAAGAUGCUCUCCCAGGGACUCAUGAACCCAAAGUGUAAACUGGAAGUUCUCAGCUUGUCAGGUUGUCAUGUUACAGAAGAUGGCUGUGAUGCUCUGGCUUUAGCUCUGAGUUCCAACCCCUCUCAUCUGAGAGAACUUGACCUGAGUUUCAAUCAUCCAGGAGGAUCAGGACUGAAUCGUCUCUCUGCUGGGCUGCAGGACCCAAACUGGAAACUACAAACUCUCAACAUUGAUCAUUGUGGAGCGUUUCGACUGAGUCCAUCACCACAACGUU
This is a messenger RNA of Austrofundulus limnaeus, 980 nucleotides long. Its product is annotated as protein NLRC3. Gene Ontology annotation, molecular function: protein binding. The record is from RefSeq and is a predicted model, not a curated record. Lineage: Eukaryota; Metazoa; Chordata; Actinopteri; Cyprinodontiformes; Rivulidae.